This is a messenger RNA of Hyla sarda, 2988 nucleotides long. Its product is annotated as coagulation factor XIII B chain-like. The coding region runs from base 486 to 1415 and encodes 309 amino acids. The transcript has 8 exons. Lineage: Eukaryota; Metazoa; Chordata; Amphibia; Anura; Hylidae. The record is from RefSeq and is a predicted model, not a curated record.
AGAGAGUUCCGAAGCAGGGAACACUCCAAAAAUUUUGUUUCACCAUGCCGAGCGGGCUCAGCAAGAUGGUGCCACGCCAGGCUCCCGCGCUUCUCCUCCUUGCUCACUCGAAGACCAGCACUCCCCUGCCUCCUCUCAUCCCAGGAGGUCGAGCUCGGACCUAGCACUGUUCGCGACUGCAUCUCAUCUCCCACAGGCGAGAACUCCGGAUCACCGAUCUCCAGCUUCUGCCCGCAGCACGGAGGACCUCUGAUCGGUGAGGAAAAGUGCUUCUCCUCUUGCUCCGGACCUCUCGGCAUCCACGCCAUCUGCUUCCCCGUUCUCCAGCCCGGCCAAGCAGAGAGCAAGGCUGCUGCCUGCUACAGCUGCUGGGGAUACAGGUGACACUAAAUGGGGAGAUGUCCUGAUUCCUCUCCCAGCUGGCUCACCCCUCACCUAAAGCUGCUGAAGAUCUCAGUGCCUUAUGCUCUGAAUUGCGCACCCACAUGUUGGCCUCCUAUGAGAAGGCUCAUCGGAAGACCCAGGCUCGUUAUUACUCACAGGAUCAUAAGGAAGUGGAAGCAUUCGGUUCUGCAGAGAGAAGCAACAAUCUGGAGAAAUCUCUGCUCUGUUCCGGAGAUCUCAGAAUGUCUGCAUCAGGAUUCUUACUUCUGCUCAUAUCUGCCAUGAUCGGAUGUGCAGCUCCACAGAUGGACGAGGAUUUCAAGAAAGAGCUUGAGAAAAUAAGAAGUCACAUUCCACCUGGCAAGAUAGUAAAGUAUUCCUGCCACAAAGAAUACACCGCUGAUCAAAAACCACACGUGAAAUGCAAAUGGUGGUUUGCUGAUCAAGAAACUGCUAAAGUUUGUGGUCACCCACCGGCAAUCCUAUUCGGAGAGACUGUGGGGGAGCUAAAGAAAAACUAUCAGCCUGGUGAAACUAUGGAAUAUAAAUGCCCGAAUGACUAUGUUCUUAAAGGAAACAAGGUUAUUAAGUGUGUGGAAAAUGUUUGGGAAGAAGCACCCAGUUGUCUAGGACCGUGUACUACAGAUGAAAAGGAUAUGGAUGAAAAUAAUGUAGAGCUAAAGUGGAAGAAGGAUAAAGAAAUUAAGAGUGCAUUUGGUGAAACCGUGGAAUUUUCUUGUAAAAUGGGAUACGACGUUCCUCCUGGCACCCAGAUGAGAGUUGUUUGUGAUAAUAACAAGCUGAACAUUCCUAAAUGCAUCAAAGCAAAGCAAUGUGUUACAACCGAAAAAGACAUGAAGACAAAUAAUAUACGGCUAAGAUGGAAAAAUGAUAAAUUGAUUACCAGUGAACAUGGACAAACCACAGAAUUUAUGUGUCAACCUGGAUAUAAAGCUCCUCCUAACACUAAUAUGAGAAUUGUCUGUAAUCAAGGAAACAUGGAUUAUCCAAAAUGUGUCAAAGCGAAGUAAACCUCAAUGAGAGCCUGACGGCCCGUGACACAUCAGCAAACCAGAAAAAUACAUAAAAGAGAUGACUACAAUUACAAAUUAGGAAAAACCAAUGUUAUUCACAUAUAGUUCUAAAUAUAUUACUAUUGUAAUGAUAGAAAAAAUUAUCAAUAUUGCUUUUGCUAAUCAUACAGUAUAAUAUAUCUGCAUACAUCUAAUAUAUUGUACAGUGAUCCCUCAACAUACGAUGGUAAUUUGUUCCAAAUGAACCAUCGUUACUUGAAUCCAUCGUAUGUUGAGGGAUCCGUGCAAUAAUAAUAUAGAAAGUUCUACUCAUGUUUCCCCGCCGCUCCGGACCGUCACCGCUGCCCUGGAUCGUCGCUCUCCAUUGCCUCCAUCACGUCCCAGGGGUGUCCCCGCCGCUCCGGACCAUCACCACUGCCCUGGAUUGUCGCUCUCCAUCGCCGCCAUCACGUCCCAGGGGUGUCCCCGCCACUCCGGACCAUCACCACUGUCCUGGAUUGUCGCUCUCCAUCGCUGUCAUUUCGUCUCUGCGCAUGCCGCUCCUAUUGGAUGAUGGGACAGCGUGCGCCGCGACGUGAUGACAAUGAAGGAGAGCGACGGCCAUGCAGCGGAGCCCGAAGCGGACGGUCCGGAACGUCGGGACAGAUGAGUGACACUCACCGGACCACACAGGGCACAUUAAACCUUUAACCGGCAGCAGCUGAAGCAGUCUGUGCUGCCGGAUAGACGUUUAUGCGAUGGCCCCGACAUACAAAAGCAUUGUAUGUUGAUGCUGCCUUCAACAUGCGAUGGCCUCUGAUAGACCAUCGUAUGUUAAAAUGAUCGUAUGUCGGGGCCAUCAUAGGUCGGGGGAUUAAUAUGCUCUCCUGGUAUAUUGAGUUUAUCACAUAAACCUUACUAGAUGUUCCAGACUAAAUUUAGUUGUUUUGUCCAAUGAUGUACCCUGGAACUGGUGAAGGUUUGUGAUGGUUCCAUGCUGAUAUUUUCUAGGUAGACUUAUUGCUUUAGACAAGAUAAUGCAUGCAAAGCUGAUUAUAUGUUAUUCAUGCAAAAUUGUUAAUGUGCUACAUAAAUUGUAAGGAGACUUCCCUAAUGGCAGACAGCCAGAAAUCGUCCUUAAAAGGUCGAGGUUUUGUGACUGUCCCAUACGGAAAAAAACUCAGUGUGCAUGCCUUUGGGCCCGUUCACACUAAGAAUUUUUGCCUGGAAUUUCCAAGUGUGGAAUUCACUUUACAGGAGCCUCCCGUUGCUGUCAAUAAUUCUACAAUGGAAUUUCUGCUGUGGAAAUUGUGCAGAUGAAUUUCCGUUGUGAAAGCUAGGCUACAGAAUUUCUGCUACAAAGAAUGAACAUGUUCAUUCUUUUGCAGGAAUUCUGUGGGUGCUACAUAGCUGUCAAUGGUGACAGAGCAGGUCUGCACUGUGCUAGCAACGGGAGCGCCUGCUGCCCUGAGAAUCUAUGUCCAGGAUUUGUCCAGAAGGAAAUCUUCAGUGUGAACAGAACCUUAUUUUAUUUCUUGCUCCUUUAUCUCUCUAAAAUCUCUGUUACUUGUAAUCUCACUUCUAAAUAAAC